Messenger RNA from Sphenostylis stenocarpa, 225 nucleotides. Lineage: Eukaryota; Viridiplantae; Streptophyta; Magnoliopsida; Fabales; Fabaceae. The record is from the annotation of a GenBank genome assembly.
AUGGAGAAGAUGAUCGCAACAAAGGCAAAGAUGUUGGGAGUUUUCAAGGAGAAGUUGGUUAAUGCACCCAAGGAGCUGAACAAUCCAGCUUCUUUGAAUUCAUGCGCUAAGCCUAAGUUAAGCCAUGAAGUUGUGAAGGAUUUCAUGUCCUGCAACAAGAAUGGAUUUGUGAUCUAUGACAACAAGAAUGGAACAGUUUUUGUUGCAUCUGGUUCCAAUGCCUAG